Symbiodinium natans is the source of this 7203-nucleotide messenger RNA. Lineage: Eukaryota; Dinophyceae; Suessiales; Symbiodiniaceae. The record is from the annotation of a GenBank genome assembly.
AUGGCUCGCGGCAUUGAGUCGCUACUUCAGAACCAGCACAACAAGAGUGAGAGGCCAGAGACAGUGAAGCCGGGGAUUUCUGAGCUACCACAACUUCCGGCUUACACCCCGACGACUGGAAGCAUAGAUCUUCUGAACUGGCUUACGCGCAUCACCCCGAUCAUGGAGGACCUUAGCGACACCUCUAGCCAUUGGUGGACGAUGACUCUGAAGGACGUUUCUGAGUGGUAUGCACGUUUCUCUGUUUCCACUCCUUUGGAGAAGGUCCGUUUGAGGCCUGUGGUGUCAACAAUGGGAAAACCUGAAUGGAGCAGGGUGGAGCGAAGGGCAACGGCGAUGGUUCUGGGCGCUAUUCCAGCCCAGGUGAAGGAGGAGGCCAUAGCAACGGGUGAUGUGCAUACCGUGGGCCUCUUGUGCAAGUUGUUUGCCACCUAUCAGCCGGGCAACCGGCAGGAGAAAACCUUAGUAUUGACGAGCCUGGAACAUCCUCAGGAGUGUGAGACGGCUUUGGAGGCGGUGGAUGCCCUGAGGAAGUGGUCUCUCUGGCGAAGACGGGCCCAGGCGAUUGGAAUUGCGGAGCCGGAUCCUUCGGUCUUGUUGCAGGGCUUGGAUAGGAUCACAGCUGUGGUGGUAAGGGCGAAAGAGCUCGUCGAUGCCUGGCCUGUGGAUCAACCACCCAUAAAGUUCGAGAGUGUCGGGCACCUGGCGGAGGUGAUCGUGAAGGUCAUGAAGUUGUGGGAUGAGAUCAAGAACAUGGGGGUGAUAAAGCCUACCCUGAGGACCUUGUUUGGAGGUGAUGGCCAGUGGAUUUCCCCAACGCAGUCACCGAGGGCAGCGCUAAUGGAUUCUGGAGCCACACAUGCUUUACGACCCCCUCUGGACCAGAUGGAAUGGGAGCAGGCAUCACAGGUGAAUGUGGCCCUGGCUGGCGAUGCCCGCACAGUCAUGAAGCAGAAUCGUCAAGGCACCCUCCUAAGUGGUGAUGAGGUCACCCAGAUGAUCGUUCCAAUGGGAAAGGUGAUCUCGAGACUUGGUUACAGACUUCAUUGGACACCAUCAUGCUGUGAACUGUUGGAUGAUGAUGGGGGAAGUAUACCACUCAAAGUUGUGGAUGGAUGCCCGGAGGUUGAUCCAGCGACUGCCCACAUCCUGAUCUCCAAGCUCGAGGCUUCGCAACUCCCAUCACUGAAGGAGGCCACGAUGGAAUCACUGAAUGUCCUCAACCAGGUGACGACAAGUUGGUGGGCAUGUCUUUGUGAGUAUGUGAGCACUGGGGAGAUCAUGGCGGGGCGUGAGGCUCUUUCAAAGGCUCCAUUCUUCCGAGAUGCCGAGGAACUGCAGGUGGAGCUCUUGAUUCGACACCCAAGGGAAAGCGCCUGGGAUUGCAUGAAGGAGAUUGCUCUGAAUCGUCGUACCCGGAAGAGGCUACUCCGUGCGGCGACAUGGGUGGUUCGGUGGGAUCCACCGGGAUAUUAUCGUCCGAGCGAUGCCCUGAUUCAGCUGGGGCGUUUGACUGAUGUGGUCUAUGUGAAUGUGGGUUCCAUGAUGAACAUGGGGGAUUUUACCAAGGUGUGGAAAGUCUUGGUUUGGGCAGCAAUCAAUGGUCGCAUUGGGGCGCUCCUUUCACAUGAUGUUGCCGCUACCCCCGCCGAGUUUGCUGUGUAUAAGAAGCAUCGCAACCGCUUUCAGUUCCUGCAUGCUUUGGCGGCUGCUGGUCAAGCGCAAAGGGGUGGUUGCAUACCCAAGUUUCUGGUGGAACGGAGGAAAUUCAGGACGGCCGAUGAUCCUGGAAUUGCUUGGGUGGAUGAUGGUCAUGCACAGCUGUGCUUGGAUGAAAUGGGAAUCCACAACCCCAUGGUCGCGGAGGAUGAAAUCAUGGAAGUGGUGAGUGGUCUGUUUGGUGUGUUCCGCACCGAUGGAAGUGGUCGUAUCAAGCUAUCCCGGAUGUCGGCCGAUGCUGCUUGGCGACUUCAUGUCAUGAGGAACCACCAGCCGUUCAGGAGGGACUGUGCCAUUUGCGUGAGAAAUGCAGCUACGGGAAGGAGGCAUAGAAGUACACUCCACCCGUCAGGGUAUGUCCUGAGUGUGGAUGUUGCUGGACCUCUUCGUGGACAUGGGCGAUCUCCUGACGGAAAGUUCUUCAAGUACUUUGUCAUCGGUGCUUUCAGGAUUCCUAAAGCGGAUGGAGUAGAAGUUCACCGUGAAGUCCGAGGCCACCCCAUACCUGAUGAUUGGAAUGAAGAGGAACCCGAAGAAACGCUAUCGGAUGACGAGGUCGAGGUUCCAGAGGAAGAGGAGGAGGUGGAGUUGCCUCCAGUGGGGGAGGAAAGACGUGCCAAAGAAGAAUGGGAAAAGCUUAAAGCCACCUUCAAGGAGCCCCUGGAGACCGAGACCCUGUACUACUGCGUGCCAGUACGAAACAAGAAGGCUGCCACUAUGUUGCCUGCAAUUCAGCAGAUGGUGGUGGAUAUCAAGGCGUUGGGAUACCCGGUAGUGAGAGUUCAUGCAGAUCGAGGAGGAGAAUUUCGUGGCAACUUGGUGAGGAAGUGGAUCCUGUCACAAGGAAUGUUGCCAACUACCUCCACGGGUUCGGAACCGGCCGAGAAUGGAGUGGCUGAAGCAGGAGUUCGUUUUCUGAAAAGGCGAUCUCGAGCGAGAAUAUUGCUUGAUGCUGCAGGGCUUCCACGCGAACAUUGGCCUACAGCAAUCCAAACGGCGGCUGCCCAACAGCGGUGUGAGAGGCUGGGUUUGGUGCCCCCCAUGCCGGUGGCGUAUGGAGCGAAGGUGUAUGUGAAGAUCAAGAAGUACAAAACGGGCGACAUCGAGGACUUGGGUCCGCAUUGGCUUCAAGGAAAGUAUCAGGGGCCAGCCACUGAUAUCAGGGGUGGUCAUGUGAUCUUGAAGUCGACGGGCACCUUCAUUCAAACCACUCAUGUGAGGGUGGCCAGGGAUCCGCCUCCUUUGGAUACAGUGGCACCGACUAUCUUGGUGGAGCCGGAGUCACCGCCGCCAAUGCCGCCGCCUCCAACAGCGCCGGGUUCGACAACUACAUGUGUGGGUGGAACAGAGGAGCUUCCACCAUAUCCCAAAGGCCCACCUAUAUCCUAUGCACCGCCGAUGACGAGGGCUACAACAAAAACCCCUGGGGUGAGACUGAGGACAAUGAAGGUGGAUGAGUGGGGAAGCAACGAGCCGGAUGAACUUGAUGCACUACAAGCACGUUCAGCAGGAAGUGAAGAAAGAGAAGAAGAUGCGCCUCAAAUGUGUGGUUUGCAGCCACAUCAGACAUCGGAGGUGGAAAUGAUAGCGAGAAGAUUGUGUGAAAAAGGAAGGUACGACAGGAAGGGCUGCGUGGAGAUUUUGGAGGAGCUCGACAAGGUGAAGUGCAACCUACGAACUCCCCGGGCCAUUGAAGGUCAAGGGAUACUGAUGGGGGCCUAUGUUCAGGGGCCUUUCCAUGGCAUCACCAUGAAUGCGAAGGCACUUCCUUGGACAACAAGGUAUCUGAAUGCCUAUCUCCUCCAGCAGCUCGAGAAGUCGUAUCCAGGUCGUAGGCCCACAUGGAGCACAAUCGUUCUCCACCACGUCAAUGAGGCCAAGGUGCACAAGGACGUCCACAAUGAGAAAGGAACCACCAACUACAUCAUGGAACUGCCCAUGGAAAUGAAGUCCGGAUUGUGGUUGGAGGAGGGAAAAGAAUGUGCAUCAACACUUGCACGAGGUGAACAACAGCUGUAUGAACUUCGUGACGGUUCCCAGACUUCAGCUGAAGGAAGAUUGGUGGAUGUUUCAAGGCACCCGGCAGGGUUCGAUCCAAAAAGAAGACAUGCGUGGGUGAAGGAUGAUGGAAGGAAAUGGAUCCUUUCUGCCUACACACCUUCUGGGUUGCAUCGCUUGGCGCGGGGCGACUUGGGGUUCUUGCGUGAUCAUGGUUUUCCUCUCAAAGAUCCUCAAGCAUCUGAAAGCUUUGGGUGCAGCACGAUGAAAACGCUUUCGGUGAGCGAGACAUUGGAAACCACACCUUUGUCUGAGGCGUCCUCUUCUGGUCCGGAGUGCAUGGCUCAGAGCGGAGCUCGAGUCGUAGGGGAAGAGGAGGAGGAGGCCUCUGCCAUCUGGGAGGAUGUGGAGUACGUCGGGGAUUGGGAAGUGUUCGUCGAUGAAGAGGCGGAGCACGAAAAUGAUUCCGAGAUUGGUCUCCCUGAUCCUCCGCUACUACGUCGUGUAUGUGGAUCUGACGACCCUGGAGGAGAACUCGAAUAUCUUCGCCGGUGCUACAUGAAUCAUUUGGAGUGGGACGAGGUGCCAGACGAAGUGGGCGAAGAUAUGGCUUCCCGAAUGGAGACUUGGUGGUCGCAGGAAAGGGACCCAAGAUUGGCGAAGAUCGAGCCAGAGUACACGCCGAACAUCGAAGACCUUAUCCGGAACCUUCAGGAGCCCUUGCGACACACCCACAAUGUGAGUCCAGCGGAAGUGAGAUUGAAUCCUGAGAAAUGGCUGGCUUCAAUACGAAAGGAGCUACAUGUGGUGGAGAAGGGAUUUCGGCGAUUGGGUCCUGAUGAGGCGAAGAAGUAUGAGGGUGACCCCAACGUGCAGAAGCUGCCAGCAAAAAUGGUCUACACCCUCAAGCCACCUGCGGUGGAGAACCAGGAGGCCGAUGGUGAGGAGAAGUGGUGCAAAAGGAAGUCCCGUAUCGUAUGCUGCGGGAAUUUUGCUGAUGAUUCUCCUCAGGAUGUCUUUGCUUCCGGGGCAGCUGCAGAAAGCAUGAGAUGCACUUUGGUGUACUCGAUGUACCGCAAAUGGAUCACUGGGUCCCUGGAUAUAACAGGAGCGUUUAUGCUCACCCCGAUGCCCACUGGUCCUGAUCAGGUGCGUUACUUGAUCACACCGCCGGCGAUCUUGGUGCAACUUGGUUUGGUGCAACCUGGAGAAAAAUGGCUGCUGACACAUGGGAUGUAUGGUUUACGGCAAUCGCCAAAGCUAUGGGCCACCUAUCGCGAUAAGACGAUGAAGGACAUGGUCUUCGAGAGUGAGGAUCGACAAUGGCGGCUUCACCAAGGUACUGCCGAACCAAACAUCUGGUUUAUCUAUGAAGCUGGGAGUUCCAUUUUGGAUCCACCGGAUGGCACAAUUCUGGUCUAUGUGGAUGAUUUGUUGAUUUGUGCUCCUCUUGCCUUGUUAGCUGCGACGGCUUCAAAAAUUGGAUCGGUGUGGAAGACGUCACCAUUGGAGGUGAUGACCCGGGACAGAGGCAUUCGUUUUCUGGGAUGUGAGAUUGAGCUUGCUGGGGAUGGACAUGGCCUUUAUCUCCAUCAGCGCCCGUAUGUGAUGGAACUGUUGAGGUCUCAUGGAAUCCCGGAGCACCACAAGUCGCCGAUUCCUUGUUCCAGGGAGCUGUUGACGUUUGCUGCUGAGGAAGGUGAAGAUCCUGGCACGGAAAGCGAGCUACGACAAGCACAACGACUGUGUGGCGAACUGUUGUGGAUAGCACAGAGGAGCAGGCCAGACAUUUCGUUUUCGGUUGCAGCAAUGGGCUCUUUGCUUACAAAGGCAGCACCACGAUGCAUUGUCAUUGGAAAAAAGCUUCUGGCAUAUUUGCAGGCCACGAAGAACUAUGCCUUGAGCAUCCAAGACACUGGCCCUGGUUUAACGGCUUGGAGCGACUCGUCCUUCGCUCCGACCGGGGAACGAAGCCACAGCGGCAUUGUCAUCACUUGGCGAGGGACCGUCGUUGGUUGGCGAUCUUCUCGUCAGCCAUUCGUAUGCCUCAGCACCGCUGAGUGUGAGUUGAUGGCGUCAAUAGAAGCCUUGGUGAUGGCAAUGUCAAUGCAAGCGGUCACAAGCCAAUUUGAAAAGGAGGAUUCGAAGAUUGGCCUGAAGGUGGACAACAAAGCUGCCAUCGUGUUGGCCAGUCCGGCAUCCAGCGCAAGCUGGAGAACCCGACACCUUCGGGCGCGUGCUUCGUAUUUGAAGGAGAAGAUCGAAGCGGACCAAGUGGCGCUGGAAUUUGUCCCUGGUAAGCUGCAAUUGGCAGACUUAUUAACUAAAGGCUUUCCAAGACAGAGGUUACAGGAACUUGUGGGCCUGUGGGGUAUAGUUGAUAGGGUCGUGCGAACUGCUGAGACCUCAUUGGCGAGGAUGGUUGUUUUGAUGAUGAUGGUACAGACCUGCCGUGCAAAGCAGGUGAAGGAGCCAACUCCUUUGGACACGUCUCUGGAGCUGUAUAUUGUGGCGGCAUUGGCUGGAGUAGCUUUGGUGGCUGCUUGGGAAGGCCUAUGGUGGAUUUGGUAUCGACUGUUCGAUCGUCACGACAGCUCGCGACAGGCUAGGAGACUACGUCGACUACAACAGGCUGUAGAAAUGGAGUUGCACCAUCAAAUGAACAAUCGCGUUCGUGAAGAACGACCUGACGAACCCACUUGCCGGACGAUUGGCGUGCAGGCUGAUUUGGCAAUGGUUCGUUUGAUGCCACAGGAGCCCAUGACUCGAAUCGAAAUCAGGGAAGUCGAGGUCCCUGUGCCUGGAGUCCCCAGCGGCCCCUUCUACCUCACGGAUGGUGGCCAGUCCUUUGAGAGCCUCAGGGAAAGGGUCCGAGUUGCCCUUGCAGCGACUAGCGAGGUCAUGUGCCAACACCGAGCCCGCCCGCUGAAUCCUAGACCAUCCUUGGGCUUGACUUCCCAGAAGACACCGCCACGCAAGCGCAAAAUCGAGCCGGAAACGGCAGGCGAGGAAGAACAGAGGAUUGCUCGGCCGCAUGCUCAGCCAUUCCUGGGCGCAUCCGAACAAGAUUCGCCGAAGAAGUUCCUGGACGCAGCCGAGCAAGCACAGACGGACGAUGAGGAUGCUCGUGCCAGGUCCCUGUAUGAGUCAGCCCUGGUGGAGAUGCGAAAUCGCUCAGAUGGCGAGCUCGACCGGCUCCUGCACGGCAGUGCCCGUCCGCCAGCGGAGAAUUCCGAAGCACAAGUGGAGGAAAGGCUGCGUGUCCAGGCUGAAGCCGAGCAGCGCCGCGACGAGGCCCUGCGACAGCGUCUAUCUGAGGAGGAGGCGCUGGCCGAGGCAGAGCUGACCAGGCAACGCAUCGAGGAGGAGCGGGCCACUCUUCGAGCAGCACUCGCAGAGGCGAAGGCAGAAGCGGUGGCUGCUGAGGACUACCUGCGUGCCAAGGAGUUACAGCGUCAGCUAGAGCGUCUGAACCAGGAGCUGUGA